CCUCACUUUCUUUGUUUCGUUCUCUCUUCCUUGUUCCUCUUUCCUUUUCGUUCCCACCGACGUCAUCGAUCUAGAUACCUUCUGGCUCGAUCUCUGCCGGAGACUUUCGCCGAUUAUCAUUCUCUGUUCUGUAUCCCUCCGAUUCCGUAUUCCUGUCUCGUCUCUUUCUGAUUUCUUUCAAAACCCCUAACUUUUGUUUCGGAAUUAUUGACCUCCUGAAUCUGGGGAUUUCCUGGAUUCUUCCCGGAUUACAAGACUUUGAUUUUCCUCUAGAAUCCUUCCAGACGGAGUAAAUCGAAGGUCUUUUUGGUUUUUGGACCAACCAUCAUUAGUUUUUUGGGAUCCCGUCUUGUUGAUGGGCACAACUAGGGUUUGCUCGGAGGUUUCUGGAUCUUCGAAAUCGCUUGGCUCGCCGCUCACGGUGUCGACCUCUCUCACGGAAACCGUCAAUGGCUUCCACGAAUUUAAGAUCAGCGGCUACUCUCUCGCCAAAGGCGUAGGGGUCGGCAAAUACGUCACCUCUGAUACGUUCAUGGUCGGUGGCUACUCGUGGUCAAUCUACUUCUACCCUGAUGGAAAGAGUCCAGAGGAUAACUCAGCUUACGUUUCUCUUUUCAUAGCCCUCGCGAGCGAGGGAGCCGAUGUGAGAGCUUUAUUCGAGCUCACGCUUGUGGAUCAGAGUGGAAAUGGAAAGCAUAAGGUUCAUAGCCAUUUCGGAAGAGAACUCGAGAGUGGACCCUAUACUCUCAAGUAUCGAGGAAGUAUGUGGGGAUACAAGCGGUUUUUCAGGAGGUCCAGUCUAGAAUCAUCAGACUAUCUGAAGGACAAUAGUCUCUUGGUUCGGUGUCGCGUCGGUGUUGUGAAGUCGCGCACGGAAGGACCUAGGAAUUACAAUAUCCCUGUACCAGUUUCUAACUUGGGCCAACAGUUGGGAAAUCUUUUGGAAAGUGGGAAAGGUUGUGAUGUUACUUUUGAAGUCGAUGGAGAAACAUUCGCUGCGCACAAGCUGGUUCUUGCAACGCGUUCCCCAGUUUUCAGGGCACAGCUUUUUGGCCCGUUAAGAGACCGAAAUACCGAACGCAUAGUGAUAGAAGACAUGGAGUCCCCCAUUUUCAAGGUCCUACCUUUACUUCUCUUUCUGGGAUUACAUGUUUUUUGGAUUUACUAUUCACGGAUGUACCAUCCGGGAUCUUCUCCUGGGGCGCUACUCCUGUUCUCGAGUUUACUCACCCGGGAUAAGGUAUUGCUCCAUUUUAUCUACUGGGACGAAUUGCCUGAUAUGCAAGAGUUAAUGGGCGGCGUAGACUCUCAAUCGGCCUCUACUCUUGUGGCUCAGCAUUUGCUUGCAGCAGCAGACCGUUAUGCUCUUGAGCGGCUUAAAGCAAUCUGUGAGUCUAAACUCUGUGAAGGGAUCGCCACAAAGACAGUUGCAACCACCUUGGCCCUAGCGGAGCAGCAUCAUUGUUUCCAGCUAAAGGGUGUCUGUCUCAAAUUCGUCGCAUUGCCAGAGAAUCUGAAAGCUGUGAUGCAAACAGAUGGGUUUGAUUAUCUGAAAAAGAGUUGCCCUUCUUUACUAACUGAGCUAUUGGAGUAUGUGGCGAGGCUUGGUGAACACUCUGUUGUAGCAUCUGGGCAUCGAAAAGAAAUGUUUGCCGAUGGUUGUGAUGCGAAUGGAAGAAGAGUGAAGCAGCGGUUGCAUUAAACGCAUUUGUGCAUUGUAUAAUCUCUGUUUAAGGAUAAUGGCUGAUCUGAACCGGUUCAGCAAGUACAAUGAAUCUUUUUUCAAUGCUUUUCUAUUAAUAUCAAAGAUCCAAUGGAAUUUGGGGAUUAGUCUUUGUGUUUUUCAGAGUAUUAUACUUAUUCGUA
Messenger RNA from Eutrema salsugineum, 1866 nucleotides. Its product is annotated as BTB/POZ and MATH domain-containing protein 1. The record is from RefSeq and is a predicted model, not a curated record. Lineage: Eukaryota; Viridiplantae; Streptophyta; Magnoliopsida; Brassicales; Brassicaceae. The transcript has 5 exons. The coding region runs from base 356 to 1702 and encodes 448 amino acids. Gene Ontology annotation, biological process: protein ubiquitination. Gene Ontology annotation, molecular function: protein binding.